Panicum virgatum (switchgrass) is the source of this 1549-nucleotide messenger RNA. Its product is annotated as mitogen-activated protein kinase kinase 1-like. Gene Ontology annotation, molecular function: ATP binding; MAP kinase kinase activity. Gene Ontology annotation, biological process: MAPK cascade; protein phosphorylation. The transcript is spliced from 8 exons. NCBI's taxonomy places the organism in Eukaryota, Viridiplantae, Streptophyta, Magnoliopsida, Poales, Poaceae. The record is from RefSeq and is a predicted model, not a curated record. Bases 141 to 1208 code for a protein of 355 amino acids.
UGUCCCGAAAAGACAGGCUUUUCUCCUCAUUUCCCUGGUCUACUCGCCUUCUUCUUCGGUUCUUCCUCCCCGACCCGGAGCACGAGCAGCCAGUCCCGUCCCGUCGUCUCUAACCCUACAGCGCCGCCGACGACGAGGCCAUGAGGGGGAAGAAGCCGCUCAAGGAUCUCAAGCUCUCCGUGCCGGCGCAGGAGAGUCCCGUCGACAAGUUCCUGACGGCGAGUGGCACAUUCAAGGAUGGCGAACUGCGGCUUAAUCAAAGCGGCUUGCGGCUUAUCUCCGAGGAAAAUGGGGAUGAAGAUGAAUCAACAAAGCUGAAAGUUGAAGAUGUGCAGUUAUCGAUGGAUGAUCUUGAGAUGAUUCAAGUCAUUGGUAAAGGAAGUGGUGGUGUUGUCCAGUUAGUGAGGCACAAAUGGGUGGGGACAUUGUACGCCUUAAAGGGUAUUCAAAUGAACAUUCAGGAGUCAGUUCGCAAACAAAUAGUACAAGAGCUCAAAAUAAACCAGGCAACACAAAGCCCUCAUAUAGUUCUGUGCCAUCAAUCUUUUUACCACAAUGGUGUAAUAUAUCUUGUUCUUGAGUACAUGGAUCGUGGAUCCCUUGCAGACAUCAUUAAGCAAGUGAAGACAGUUCUGGAACCAUACCUUGCGGUACUCUGUAAGCAGGUCUUGGAGGGUCUAUUAUAUCUUCAUCAUGAAAGGCACGUGAUUCACAGGGACAUAAAGCCUUCUAACUUGUUAAUCAACCGUAAAGGGGAAGUCAAGAUUACUGACUUUGGGGUAAGUGCGGUGCUAGCAAGCUCAAUGGGUCAGCGAGAUACAUUUGUUGGAACCUACAACUAUAUGGCGCCUGAACGGAUUAGCGGAAGCUCAUAUGACUACAAGAGUGAUAUAUGGAGUUUGGGCUUAGUAAUACUUGAGUGUGCCAUUGGGCGGUUCCCCUAUAUACCUUCAGAAGGAGAAGGUUGGUUAAGCUUUUAUGAACUACUGGAGGCUAUUGUUGAUCAGCCACCACCUUCUGCACCUGCAGAUCAGUUCUCUCCAGAAUUCUGCUCAUUUAUAUCCUCCUGCAUACAAAAGGAUCCAGCUCAGCGGAUGUCUGCUUCAGAACUCAUGAACCACCCUUUCUUGAAGAAGUUCGAGGAUAAGGAUCUAGACCUGCGGGCUCUUGUGGAGACCCUGGAACCUCCAAUGAAUAUACCCGAGUAACCCUGUCGUCCCCUUCGGCAGCAGGCAUCAGCACAUAUUCUCCUGAACUGCAACAUCCACAUGAACAUGCCAGAACACCAUCGUGUGGUCCAAAUCCCUAUUGACAGUUGAUCACAGGAAUAUAGAGGGAAUCGUGCUUUGUUCCUUCUUGUCGCCAUUAUUGUAGGCUUUGUAGCUAUUGUUGCGACGGUCGUGUUUUACCUUGUGAGUAUGAGUAAGGGAUGAGUUGAAAUAUUCACAGCAUGCUUGCCAAUAUGCUGCGAGGACUGCACCGCCUUUUACCGCAAUUUGACCUCAAAACGUCAUUUAUGGGUAUACUCCGUAGGAUUGAAUAGAGUAAA